AUGGACGACGAGCUCAUGGAUUCGAUGGGUGGCGGGGGUGGUGGAAGUAAGCGUCAGCAUCAGGGCACCAAGUACCAUCGAACACUUCAGUCCGAUGGGACGUACCUAACCCUGAGACAUGCCUUCGGGGUAGAGGGGGGCAUCCGGGACAACGUGGCGUUCGUCACAGUGCCGGAUCCGGACGCCGAGGGGGCAGGGCUGAUGCUCGGAUACCUCUUGCAUCCAGUUGGUCAGCAGGUAGCCAUGCACCGCGUGGAUGACGGCAGCAUGAAAUUCCUCGUCAGUCGUCAGAGAAACGUGCGAGAAAUAUUGGCACUGUGCGUUUCACCCAACAAGCGGGUCAUUGCCGUCUGCGAGAAAGGCCGGGCCCCCGAAGAGGAUCCGGGGAGCGCUCAGGUGUCGGUUUACCUCGUGGCGAACGGGAAACGAAUCCGAACGAUGCUGUUCCCCGGAAGGGGAGACUUCAUAACGUGCUGCUUUUCGGGGGACAGCAAAUGGCUCGUUACUGCCGCAACCGAGCCUGAGAGCAACAUCGUGGUCUGGAACUGGGAAAAGGAGAAGGUGCGAAACAACUUCAUUCGUACGAUGUUUGGGCCAAAAACGGGGGUGGAAUGUGCAGGACAUUGCCGCUUUCACCCUCAUGGAAUGCACACCCGCAUGUUACUUGUAGACAAAACCGCCCAAAACAGCGGUUCCUCCGCCACCCGGGUGGCGUUUCACCCAGGGGACCACGGCUUUUUUACUACGAGCGGGGCGCAGCACCUGCGGCUGUGGUAUACCUCGUCCGAUAACGUACUCAAGGCCCACGCGAUCUUGCCGCAAGCAAAGGAACAGGCGAGCAACAGGCGCCAGCCCACCCGGAUGGUGGCAAUAACAGAUGGAGACGACCACGGAGCGUCAAGCGGAGGAGGAGGGGGGGGGAUGAACCAGCGCGGAUCCUUAAUCCUGGUUUUCGACGCUUCGACGGCCUCCCCAUUCCUCGAGCUCAAGCAGACGCUGCACGCACAGUUGCCGCACACGGCCCGACUCGAGACGCUCAUACCAUUCAGCAAGGGCUUCAUUGUGGCCGGUGGAGGGAUCAACGGAUACCUGGGAGUCUACGAGAACAUGGAAGACCACCGCGACCCGUACAUGUGGAUCAAAAGCUUCACGGCCAACGGCUCCGCCCUCGAAUCGCUCACGCUGAACCGCGGUAGCGAGGUCAUGUACGUCUAUUCCAGGACCAACGAAAUCCUAACGUUCAACCUCGGGAACAUGGACGUGCUCGACGAGGGCAGCAACCACUUCCACCCGUUGCUGCAGGGGGGUAAUCACACAUCCCCGGUCGUGGCACUGGAUGUGUGUCUUACCAAGCCGAUCGUCGUGACCGUGGGAGGGGACCGCGUGCUAAGGGUCUGGAGUUAUCUCAAGUGGAAGUGCGAGGUGGUGUACGAGUUUCGCAACGAAGACCCCAACUGCGCGAGCCUUCACCCUACGGGCUUUCAGGUGGCCGUGGGAUUCAAGGACCGGGUCCGAAUCUACAGCCUUCUGAUGGAGGGGCUGAGAGUGCUGAGGGACAUUCCUCAGAAGAACUGCCGGGCAGUGGCCUAUGCCAAUGGCGGGCACCUCCUGGCGGUUGCGAGCGGGUUUUCCCUGAUGGUUUACACAUCCAUCACGGCGCAGCAGGUGCUUGGUCGAAGCUUGCUGGUGGCCUUUUGUCGGAGUGGUUGGUCCGUGUUGAUCCUGUCGGUGCUGGGAGCGCAGUGGUGA
Messenger RNA from Ectocarpus sp. CCAP 1310/34, 1749 nucleotides. The record is from the annotation of a GenBank genome assembly. Lineage: Eukaryota; Phaeophyceae; Ectocarpales; Ectocarpaceae.